CUAAGAUGCACCCCCACCCUACCUGCCCCUUCUCCUCCCCGGAAGAGGAUCCUCUUCCCCCUCCCCAUCCCCAGUUCAACCUGGUGCUGCUUGACGAUGGUGUCCUGAAAAGGUAAAAGGAUAACGACGUCUAAGGUGUACUUGUUGGGGAAAAUGUCAUCAUCAGAGGCAUCGAGUAUCACAUUUACAUUGUUAAAGGAAAUCACAGAUGAUUUUUCCGAGGAGAAAAUGAUCGGUAGAGGUGGCUUUGGAGAAGUUUACAAGGCAGUGCUAAAUAAUGGGGACGAAAUCGCUGUAAAGAAGCUUUUCCCCAUCUAUGACCUUGACGAUACGAAAUUUGAUAAUGAAUUCAGUAACCUUAUGAGUGUUCAGCAUAAAAAUAUCGUACGGCUGCUUCGUUACUGCUAUGAGACAAAACGUGGACAUACCUUUCAGAAGGGAAAAUGUUAUUUUUCCGAAGAAACAGAGCGAGCUCUGUGCUUCGAAUAUAUGCAGGGAGGAAGCCUUUCCCAGCACAUUUCCAAGAACUCAUGCAAAUACGAUUGGCCAACCACAUACAAAAUAAUUGAAGGGACUUGUGAGGGCCUGCAUUACCUUCAUAAAGGGCGAGGAGAGCAGCAUUAUAUUUAUCAUCUUGACUUAAAACCGGAUAACAUAUUGUUGGAUGAAAAUCUAGUGCCCAAAAUCGGAGACUUUGGUUUGUCGAGGCUCUUUGGUGAGUCAAAGACCUACGAAAUAAGCAAAAAAAAAGGAACCGCUGGGUUCAUGCCACCAGAAUACAUAGAUUAUGGCAAGGUGACACCAAAGAAUGAUGUGUUCAGCCUCGGGGUUGUAAUUUUCUACAUGUUGGCUGGAAAAAAGGGCUAUGGUCAUUAUAGAGACGCGCUUCUUCGUCAGAAUUAUUCAGAUAAAUUUAUUAUCGAUGGUGUACAAGAAUCCUGGAAGAAAAAGAUGGAAGCAGUCAUGGGGUAUAGGUGGGACGAAACAGACAUCCUAGGAGUAAGGAAAUGUACCGAAAUUGCAAUCAGUUGCGUGCACAACAACCGGGACAAUAGGCCUUCUACUACAAUGAUUAUCGAGAAGCUGAAGAAACUAGAUGCUCGCAUCAAAGAAAUGCUAAAGGAAGAUCCAAAGCCUCCUAUGCCAUUGGGAAAACUUACAGACCUGGAAAACAAUGUCAAAAGGAAAAAUUGUCACAAUGAAGAUUUAGGAAAAUAUAUUGUGGUGGACCCGUCUGUGGAGCUCUGCUUCCCAUUCGAGCCAAAGAGGGACAUACCAUGUUGCCUGCAGCUCAUCAACAAAUCGGGCAGCUUUGUUGCCUUUAACAUAAACACAGACCCAAACAAGUGUCGAGCGCAGCCUAACAGAGGAAUUUUGGCACCAUUAUCCAAUUGCUACAUCAUCCUAACUUUGCAAGCACAGGAGAAGGUACCGCCGAAGAUGACGUGCCAUGAUAAGGCCAUUGUGCAGGCCACAAGAGUGUCGAAGGGCUUCACAUCGGAUAAAAUCACUCAAGACUUCCUCAAGAAAUCCAGCGCCGUGGAUGUGGCGGAAUUGCCGAUUGUUUAUGUUACUUCGCCACAAGGACCAAGCAAUUGAAACUAUUUGUCCAGUAUUUGCUUACUUCUACAUCACAUGUGGACUGCUCCUCCAUUUAUCUUUUCUCUACCAUCUGAACAAAUGUAUUGUAAUGGCAUUAUUGAUGAUCUGCGUUGUUCUUGACUAGAAACAGAAUAAUGAUUGCUAUAUAAUUAUCCAACUCUA
Molecule: messenger RNA, 1764 nt
Organism: Aegilops tauschii subsp. strangulata
Lineage: Eukaryota; Viridiplantae; Streptophyta; Magnoliopsida; Poales; Poaceae
Product: cysteine-rich receptor-like protein kinase 44
Biological process (GO): protein phosphorylation
Molecular function (GO): ATP binding; protein kinase activity
Source: RefSeq, a predicted model, not a curated record